AUGUACACGUGCCUCGUCGUGCCCAGCGCCAUCGAGGCGAAGCCCGGCGUCGAGAGCCUCCUCUUCUUCGACGGCGUCUGCAACCUCUGCGACGGCUUCGUCGGCUUCGUCGCGGACCACGACUCGGGCAAGCGCAUCAAGUUCGGCGCGAUCCAGCGCCACGGGGACCUGCUGCGCUUCCACGGCGCGGGCCAGUACGCCGAGGGCGGCGCGGAGGCGCUCACGACCGUCGUCCUCGUCCAGGACGGCGCGAUCUACACGCGGUCCGACGCCGCGCUCCGCGUCUUCGCGCUCCUCGACGCGCCGGCGCGCUACGUCGCGGCCUUCCACCUGCUGCCGGCGCCGCUCCGCGACGCGGGCUACAAGCUCGUCGCCAAGUACCGCUACAAGAUGUUCGGCCAGGUCGAGAGCUGCCGCGAGCCCACGCCCAAGUUCCAGAGCCGCUUCCUCGACUACGAGCCCGCGGACGGCGACCCGCCGACCUGGAGCCACUAG
Molecule: messenger RNA, 495 nt
Organism: Aureococcus anophagefferens
Lineage: Eukaryota; Pelagophyceae; Pelagomonadales; Pelagomonadaceae
Exons: 1
Coding region: 1-495 (164 amino acids)
Molecular function (GO): protein-disulfide reductase activity
Source: RefSeq, a predicted model, not a curated record